Messenger RNA from Lepisosteus oculatus (spotted gar), 786 nucleotides. Lineage: Eukaryota; Metazoa; Chordata; Actinopteri; Semionotiformes; Lepisosteidae. The record is from RefSeq and is a predicted model, not a curated record.
AUGGACCUCCAGGAACAUGAGACACUACAGUACUGUCUUCCUUCUGGUAAUGGAUCUUGUCCAAAAGAAGUACGACAAAAAACAACCUAUGUAACGCUAUACUUCUUGUUGGUGACUGUGGUGCUAAUUACAGUUUGUGGGAACUUAGCAGUGAUCAUUUCCAUUUCACAUUUCAAGAAGCUUCACACACCAACUAACCUCCUCGUGCUUUCACUUGCUUUUACAGAUCUUAGUGUUGGUGUUUUUACAAUGCCUUUAACCUUAAUUAAAAUAAUUGAAUCUUGCUGGUAUUUUGGGGAUAUCAUCUGCUUUGCUUAUGUAUUAGUCAGUUAUUUGUUAAUAACAUUGUCUGUUACUCAUUUAAUUUUCAUUGCUAUUGAUCGUUAUUUUGCCAUAUGUGAUCCAUUACUUUAUUCGGUUAAAAUUACAGUUCCUGUCACAUUCUUUUUCAUUGUCAUAGUGUGGAUACUUUCAAUACUGUAUAUUUUCAUACUAGUCUCCUGCAAUGGAUAUAUCAGUGGUGUAAAAAUGUCUGUAUCUUGCACAGAGGACUGCAAUUACACACUGGGUGUAACCUGGUGGGCUAUAGAUGCUGCAGUUAUAUUUUUCCUUCCAUGUUCAGUAAUGGUAGGUCUUUAUGGAAAAAUAUUUGUAGUUGCUAGAAGACAUGCACUAGUCACGCUUUCCUCCUCGAUCAGCAUGGAGGGAUCGGAUGUCUUGAGACCCGCCUACAAAUACCUGGCUUUCCUCAGGUUUUCACUCCUGGCAUCCAUGAUUGAAAGUUGA